ACAAGAACUGGCUCCUGAAAGAGCCCAGCCAAGUCUGAGGCCAACUUCCACUUUCCUCUGGAUAUUUUCACUUUUGGGGCAUCUUGUUCUGAGUCAAGAUUCCUCCUUCUGAACAUGGGACUUUCCAGAAGGACCACAGCUCCUUCCGUGCAUCCACUUGGCCUGGGAUGUUCUGGAUUUGGGUCGUCGAGGGAGUCCGUCUGCCUCUCUGAAGUAUGGCCGUGUGGUCUCCGUGGAGUCUGCUUCUCUGGGAAGCACUGCUUCCCAUGGUCAUCGCCAGUGCCCAAGUGCAGGGCCAGGUGGGCGGCUCGGCGCUGCUGGUGGCAGAUCACCCUCCUGGUUUCCAAGUCCGAGAGGCCAUCUGGAGAUCCCUCUGGCCUUCAGAGGAGCUCCUUGCCACGUUCUUCCGGGGCUCCCCAGAGACUCUAUACCGCUCCCGCUUCCUGGGCCGAGCCCAGCUGCACAGCAACCUCAGCCUGGAACUGCGGCCACUGGAGUCUGGAGACAGCGGCAACUUCUCCGUGCUGCUGGUGGACAAGCAAGGUCGGGCCCGGACCCAGACCCUGCAGCUCAAAGUGUACGAUGCAGUGCCCAGGCCCGUGGUCAAAGUGUUCAUCGCUGUAUCAGGGGAUGCUCAGCCCCCCAAGACCUGCCAAGUGUUCCUGUCCUGCUGGGCUCCCAACAUCAGCGACAUAACCUAUAGCUGGCGACGGGAGGGAACUGUGGACCUUGGUAUGGAGCCAGCUAGCCUCUUCACGGAUGGACAGGUGCUGAGUGUGUCCCUGGGACCGGGAGACAAAGGCGUGGCCUAUUCCUGCAUUGUCUCCAACCCCGUCAGCUGGGACCUGGCCACAGUCACCCCCUGGGAGAGCUGCCAUCGCCAGGCAGCUCCAGGGAGAGCCUCCUACAAAGACGUGCUGCUGGUGGUGGUGCCCGUCUUGCUGCUCCUGAUCCUGGCUGGUCUGUCUGCCUGGCACUGGGGCCCCUGGUCAGGGAAAAAGAAAAAGGAUGUCUGUGCUAAUGAAGUGGAUCAAGAGACAGAGAGCCCCCUCGUGUAGGGUCUGCCAUGAGCAAUGCCUGGAUUGUGAGGAACCCCACUGCCCAGCCACAUGACGAUCUGGGAUGUAGCUGGUGCCUGGAAAUCACCUUGGACCUUGGACCUCCCAUGAGACUCCUGUACCACCUCCCAGGAGUGGCCUGGGCAGUUGGCACAACCUUCCACACCCUCCCCCUUCUCUCUCUACUGGUACAUAUUCUGGCCCUACUCUGGGCAACAUGGGCCUAGCAGGACAUCUCUUCAAGAACACCAGAAGUUCUCCAGGAUCCAUAGAUUGAUUAUCCAUAGCACUCGCUGCCCCUCCGCUGUUCAUGAAAUAUUGUUAUGGAUUUGUUCCCUUUAAAUUACAUGUGGAAAUCCUAAACCCCACCCCCAAUAUUUCAGAAUAUGACUGUGUUUAGAGAUAGGGCCUUUAAAAAGAUAGCUAAGGUUAAACGAGGUCAUUGAGAUGACCCUAAGCUGAUAUGACUGGUGUCCUUACAAGAAGAGGGAGAGACACCCGGGAAGCAUGCACACACAGGAGAAAACCAUGGAAAGACAGAGAGAAGGGAAGCCCGCCGAGAGCCACGGAGAGGGGCUUCCGGAGAAACCAAGCCUGCUAACACCUCAGUCUUGGACUUCCAAUCUCCAAGAAUGAGAAAAUAAAUUUCUGUUUAGUCACCCA
Messenger RNA from Capra hircus (goat), 1721 nucleotides. It is a transcript of the gene SLAMF8, whose product is annotated as SLAM family member 8. The record is from RefSeq and is a predicted model, not a curated record. Lineage: Eukaryota; Metazoa; Chordata; Mammalia; Artiodactyla; Bovidae. Bases 216 to 1058 code for a protein of 280 amino acids. Gene Ontology annotation, molecular function: signaling receptor activity. Gene Ontology annotation, biological process: leukocyte chemotaxis involved in inflammatory response; regulation of B cell differentiation. The transcript has 5 exons.